CAGUGUAAAUGCGAGGAGUAGGAGGAGUGUGUGUAUUUCUUGUGGUCGUUUAAUGGAAUACGAAACAAAUUGACUCUUUUCGGGGACAUAUACGUCGGUUCAGCGGCUUCGCUGUGACUCGAGUCAAACAUGGAUUUACCCACCGCGCCCGAAGAUCAAGAGCUGAGGAAUGUCAUUGACAAACUGGCCCAGUUUGUCGCUCGGAAUGGGCCUGAGUUUGAAAAGAUGACGAUGGAGAAGCAGAAGGACAACCCCAAGUUCUCCUUUCUGUUUGGGGGAGAAUACUUCAGCUACUACAAGUGCAAGCUGGCCAUGGCGCAACAGCAGCAUCCCUCUACCCACGAUGGGGAGGAAUAUAAAUCUGAAGAUAUGUAUAAUCCAGGCACUAAUGAGGUGGUCGACAUCCCUCCUCUGCCCAUGCCGAUGAUUGCUCCACCAUCCAUUCCUCCACCUGCCGCUCCCUCCAUCGACGAGCUCAUCCAGCAGAGUCAGUGGAAUCUGCAGCAGCAGGAACAGCAUCUGCACUCACUCAGACAGGAACAAGUGACGGCAGCGAUCGCUCUGGCGAUGGAGCAGCAGACACAAAAGGUGCUGCUGGAAACUCAUCUGGACAUCACAGAGUUUGACAACCUGCUGCAGCCCAUCAUAGACACGUGCACCAAAGACGCCAUCUCUGCUGGGAAAAACUGGAUGUUCACCAACGCCAAGGGCGCGCAACACUGCGACGUGAUGACAUCACAUCUCCGCAACCGCAUCACCGCGGAUGGGGCACAUUUUGAGCUCCGCCUCCAUCUCAUCUAUCUGACCAAUGAUGUUCUCCAUCACUGCCAGAGGAAGCAGCAGAAGGAUUUGUUGGCAGCCAUACAGAAAGUGGUGGUUCCCAUCUACUGCACCAGCUUCCUGGCUGUGGAGGAAGAGAAGCAGCAGAAGAUCACACGGUUGCUGCAGUUGUGGGAGAAGAACGGUUACUUUGACGACGAGACAAUCCAGCAGCUCCAGAAUCCAGCACUGGGCCUCGGCCAGUAUCACGCGUCUCUCAUCACAGAGUACGCUGCGGUAGUGCAGCCGAUCCAGCUCGCCUUCCAGCAGCAGAUCCAGACUUUGAAGACCCAGCACGACGAGUUUGUCGCCAGCCUGAAGCAGCAGCAUCAGCCGCAGCCGCAGCCGCAGCCGCAGCAGCAGCAGCAGCAGCAGCCUCAGCCUCAGCCUGUCCCUGUACCACAGUUAGCUGCUCCCAGUGAGCCUGAGAAACCUCCCCCUAUGACCACACAAGCUGGGGAUGUGAAGCCCGCCAUGUCAGGUCCUCCAUCAGGGGAGUUUGAUGGCGCUUCCUCCAGACCACAGGAGCCCGGCAACACCAGUGGACCCUCAGAUAUCCCCCCCAACAAGCCUGCAUGGUAUGACCCCCAGCACAUGGGCCAGUGGAACCCCAAUCAGCCGCCUCCUUUCGAUCCUAACCAACCUCCCCCUCCCUGCCCGCCAUGGAACAGUCACGAGGGCAUGUGGAACGACCAGAGGGACCCAGGGAACUGGAGCGGAGGUCCACCCAGAGAAGGGGGGCCCUGGAGCGGACCAGGUGGCUCUGAACCAGGUCCUUGGAACUCAUUUGACCAGCAGCCACCUUGGGGGAACCAGCCUGACCAGCCUCCCUGGGGCCAGAGAGAGCCGCCGUUUCCUCCACGCAUGCAGAGACCUCCCCAUUUCAGAGGCCCCUUCCCUCCCCACCAGCAGCCUCCGCCUUUCAACCAGCCUCCUCCACCACCACAUAACUUUGGACGCUUCCCUCCGCGCUUCAUGCAGGAGGACUUCCCUCCCAGACACCACUUCGACAGGCCGCCGUACACCCCGCACCGCUUUGACUUCCCUCAGGGAGAAUUUCCCGGAGAAAUGCCAGGUCCUCCUCCUCCCCACCACCAUCCCAACCAGAGGAUCCCGCCGCCCGGCAUGGGGGCAGAACAUCCUCCUUGGGGCGGAGGCCAGCACCAAGAUUUUGGCCCACCCCCACCGGGCUUUAACGGCCACUCGCCUCACGUGCGUCAUCGACCGCAGCCUCCGGCCCAGGACGACCCGAGUCUGGUGCCAAACGUCCCGUACUUUGAUCUGCCAGCCGGUCUCAUGGCCCCACUGGUCAAACUCGAGGACUACGAUUACAAACCUCUGGACCCUAAAGACAUCAGACUGCCUCCUCCCAUGCCUCCCAGUGAUCGGCUGCUCGCUGCUGUCGAAGCUUUUUACAGCCCUCCAUCCCAUGAUCGGCCUCGGAACAGUGAAGGCUGGGAGCAGAACGGCCUGUACGAGUUCUUCAGAGCCAAGAUGAGAGCCAGGAGGAAAAAAGACCAGGAGAAACGUAACAGUGCUCGUGGAGGCAGUCGGUCCAGGAGUCGUUCUCAGAGCAGAGGGAGGUCGUCGUCUCGCUCCAGCUCUCGCUCUUCAAAGUCCUCCAGGUCACAGUCCCACUCAUCGCGCUCCCGCUCCCGCAGCCGCUCAGGCUCCUACUCACGAUCCAGAUCCAGGAGCAGAUCCAGGUCGUCUCGGAGUCACUCUCGCUCCAGGUCCAGAUCACGUUCGCCCUCAAAGAGACGCCGUGGAGCCAAAUCUCGUAGCUCCUCCCCUCGCUCCACAACAGCAGUGGCUGCUGCUGCUGCUGGUUCUGCUGCUCCGUCUCCGUCUAAAGUGGUCCCAGAUACCAGGUUAGGUGAGGAGAACAAGGGACAUCAGCUGCUGAUGAAGAUGGGCUGGAGUGGUUCUGGUGGCCUCGGGGCUAAAGAGCAGGGCAUCCAGGACCCAAUCAAAGGAGGAGACAUCAGGGACAAAUGGGACCAGUAUAAGGGCGUGGGUGUGUCGUUGGACGACCCUUACGAGAACUAUCGCAGGAACAAGAGCUACAACUUUGUCGCUCGCAUGAAGGCACGAGAGGAAGUGAAUCGUGAACCCCCGGAGGCUCCGCCAGCAGAGUGAAACCUCGACAACCUUCUCGUCUUCUCCAUCACCUACUGGGUGUCAGAUCCAUCGUCGUCGUCCAACCGUUCUCGUUCUGCAGACCCAGUUUCACUAAACACACAUCGAGUACCAAUCCCCCCACGCUCUCGUGAAGCUUGUGUUGGAUGAGCGUCUCCUCAGAGAACUGGACUGUGAUUUUUUUAAUUCAACAGUCUUUGCAGGGAGACUCGAGCGACUUAUCAAAAGCAUUUCAACCCCCCGUGUUCCAUAUUUGAGUGUGAUCGUCGUCAGCGCGUCGACCGGAGGUGAUUGGAAACUGUGUCUCCACACUAACGCAGCCACAGAGGACACAUUUAAGAAACAGAUAACUUUACCUUCUGCAUACGCUCAACAGCCCGAACAGAGGAGUUAUUUUAAUUUGAGCUUUUACAGUUUUUGUCAUUCCUCUCAAUUUACGUCACCCAAAUCUGUUUGGUCCUUAAUCUCCAAUAAAAAUGGUUUUCAUUGAAAAAUGAUAAUGAAAAAAAACAUUUUAAAGUAAUUGUGUGAACACAAAACCUUUCAUGACGUAUUUUGUCUUCUACACACACAGAUAAUGUCAAGUCUUAGUUGUAGAAUCAAAAUAAAUCACAUCAAACAAAACGUCCUUGAUAAGAAA
Molecule: messenger RNA, 3598 nt
Organism: Solea solea (common sole)
Lineage: Eukaryota; Metazoa; Chordata; Actinopteri; Pleuronectiformes; Soleidae
Gene: cherp
Product: calcium homeostasis endoplasmic reticulum protein
Exons: 20
Coding region: 130-2958 (942 amino acids)
Biological process (GO): intracellular calcium ion homeostasis; RNA processing
Cellular component (GO): perinuclear region of cytoplasm
Molecular function (GO): RNA binding
Source: RefSeq, a predicted model, not a curated record